Acomys russatus (golden spiny mouse) is the source of this 909-nucleotide messenger RNA. Its product is annotated as putative vomeronasal receptor-like protein 4. NCBI's taxonomy places the organism in Eukaryota, Metazoa, Chordata, Mammalia, Rodentia, Muridae. Gene Ontology annotation, biological process: G protein-coupled receptor signaling pathway. Gene Ontology annotation, cellular component: membrane. Gene Ontology annotation, molecular function: pheromone receptor activity. The record is from RefSeq and is a predicted model, not a curated record.
AUGUCCUCAUUAGACAAUAUCCUUUAUUUCCAAGCUGGGCUUAAAGUCUUAGCCAAUAUGUUUCCUUUUUAUCUAUACCUGCACAUCCUAGAUCACAGAUAUAAGCCCAUGGACCUGAUCUCCUGUCAACUGUCCUUCAUUCACAUAGUGAUGCUCCUCACUGAAGGAGACUUUUGUCUUACAGAUAUAUUUGAGUCACUGGAUGUUGAGAAUGACUUCAAAUGUAAGACAACUUUUUACAUACACAGGGUGAUGAGAGGCCUCUCCAUCUGCAUCAUCUGCCUCCUGAGUGUGUCCCAGGCUGUCACAAUCAGUCCCAGUACUUAUCUGUUAACAAAAUUUAAGCAUAAAUUAAAAAAAUACACAAUUAUUGCUUCCUUAUAUAUCUGGUCUUUCAAUUUGUCCCUCAGUAGUAGAAUGUUCUUCAAUGUUGGUGGUUUUACCAAUGUGAGUGCGACCAGUCAGAUGAAGGUCACUAAAUUCUGCUCCCUCUUCCCCAUGAACUACAACAUCAGGGGACUGAUUUUAGCAGUGACAACCUCCAGAGGUAUGUUUCUUGUAGGAGUCAUGCUGACCACAAACACAUACAUAGUGAUUCUCUUGUUCAUCCAUCAGAGGCAAUGCAAGCAUCUUCAUAGCAUCAGCCACCUGAGACAUUACCCUGAGAAAAGAGCCACACAGACCAUCUUGCUUCUGGUGGUUUUCUUUGUGGCCAUUUACAGGGUAGAAUUCACCAUCUCAUCCACCCCAGUCCUGUUAUGGAUAUAUGAACCAGUCUUCCUGACUGUUCAGAAGUUUGUGAUAAAUGUUUAUCCCAUAAUUACUCCUUUCGUACAAAUCAGUUCUGAUAAUAGAAUAAUCAUUGUGCCGAAAAUCCUGUCGUCAAAGCAGGACCAUAUUUUUUUUUAA